CUCAAUUUACACAGUGUUUCCAUAUUUCACACACUCUCUCUCUCUCUCUCUCUCUCCAAUUCAUAUUUUGGUUUGUUUGCAGAGUUUUCCUUCUAUAACUGCCCACCACUCUCCUUUGCCAAUCAAAACAAGAAGAAAAAAAAACUGAACAAAUCAUAUAUACUUCAACCACAUACUCCUUGCAUUCCUAUCACAACUCUCUCUCUCUCUGGUAUAACCCCAUUCUUCAUCUUCUUGUUCCUUCUCUGUUUCUGCCAUUGUUGUUCUCCUUCUCUCUUUACAUAUAGAUAUGGGCUUUCUUUUUCUUUUGAUAGAAGGAUAUGGGUUUUCUUUGACAGUUUUUUUUUUCCCCCUGAUUCUUUCAUCGAUGAAAUAAACUUUUUUUUUUAUAAAAAAUAACAUAAAAAUUAUUUGGGUUUUCUUUGAUUGUAUCUAACAUUGUAUUUUCAUUUGAUUUCAGAGCAUUGCCGCAUAAUCUGGGCCAUUUCAGGCGUUUACGGAGGUGGCAUAUUGAAAAAGAGCUUAUUAUUUGAAAAUAGAGAUAACCUUUGUGAUUCCCCAACUUUUGAAAUCCUCUUCAGAGAGAGAUUCAAGGCCCAAUGGUUGGUUGGUUGUUUGGUUGAUUGGCUCACUCAUUGGCUGGCUUUUGUUUCCGUUACCAAAAAUUUAGGGGAAAAAAUAUCUCCUAAAAUUUGUGUCCCCAUUGCUCUGUUUUUGUAACGGCUCUGUAAAAUCCUUGAUUGCCACUCCCGAUCUUCUAGGUUUUGAGACGUUUCAAAACUCUCUCAAAAUUCAAAUAUAUUUUCAUUCUCCUUGCUAUUUCCAAAGUUUUCAAGGUCUUUCUUUGAAUCACUGCUUCACACUCAAUCCAAUUCUUGCAAGACACACACAAUGCAGACCCAAAACCAAAACCAAAACCAAAACCCAACUCGAAAUCGUAAUCCUAACCGAAACCCACCUGAGGAUUUUACUCUGAAGGAGACAUCACCGAACCUCGGUGGCAGCGGUGGCGGGAGGGUCUCCGGCAUUGACAGAGUCUCCACCACUUUCGACCUUGUUGAGCAAAUGGACUACCUCUAUGUCAGAGUAGUCAAGGCCAAAGAAUUGCCUCCAAAAAAUGCUAAUGCUAAUACUAAUGCUAAUGCUAAUGCUAAUGCCAACGGUUCUUCUUGUGAUCCUUUUGUUGAAGUGAAGCUUGGAAACUACAAGGGUGCGACAAAGCAUUUCGAAAACAAACCCAACCCAGAAUGGAACCAAGUGUUUGCAUUCUUGAAAGAUCGAAUUCACUCCACUUGCGUUGAUAUCAUUGUGAAGGAUAAAGAUAUGGGUAAUAGGGAUGAUUACAUUGGCAAGAUUGUGUUCGAAAUCUAUGAUGUCCCGAAGAGGGUUCCACCAGAUAGCCCUUUGGCGCCGCAAUGGUACAAAUUGGAGAACAAAAAUGGGCAAAAGAUUAGAGGAGAGUUGAUGGUGGCUGUGUGGAUGGGUACUCAAGCGGAUGAGGCCUUCCCGGAUGCUUGGCAUUUGGAUGCUGCUGGGGUUAGUGGCGAUGGCGUGGCCAAUAUUCGAUCAAAGGUAUAUCUAUCUCCCAAGCUUUGGUAUCUUAGAGUGAAUGUGAUUGAGGCUCAAGAUUUGCAGCCCAGUGACAAGAAUAGGCUAUUGGAAGUGUUUGUUAAGGUUGUUUUUGGGAAUGUUGUUAUGAGAAGUAAAAUUUCACAAAACAAGAAUGUGAAUCCGAUGUGGAAUGAGGACUUGAUGUUUGUUGCUGCCGAGCCCUUUGAGGAAGAGUUGGUUAUGAGUGUGGAGGAUAGAGUGGCACCCAAUAAGGAUGAAGUUUUGGGGAAAUGUCGGGUUCUUUUACAGAAUGUGGAGAAGAGGACUGAAUGCGAAUGUGUGAAUAGUAAAUGGUACAAUAUUGAGAAGCAGGAGGGGAAGGUUGUGGGUCGGAUUCAUACCAGGAUCAGCUUGGAUGGUGGGUACCAUGUCCUCGAUGAAUUGACUCAAUAUAGCAGCGAUCUGAGGGCUACAACGAAGCAAUUGUGUAAGCCGGGUAUUGGGGUGUUCGAAUUGGGGAUUUUGAGUGCUCAAGGUUUGUCAGCAAUGAAGAAAAAGGAUGGUCGAGGAACUGCAGAUGCCUAUUGCGUGGCUAAAUAUGGGCAGAAAUGGAUUCGCACAAGGACAAUCAUAGACAGUUCCAAUCCAAAAUGGAACGAGCAAUACACAUGGGAAGUUUUUGAUCAUUGCACUGCCAUUACAAUUGUUGUAUUUGAUAAUUGUCAUUUGCAAGAUAAGGAUGGAGCGAAGGAUGCAAUAAUUGGGAAAGUGAGGAUUCGGUUAUCAAUGCUUGAAAGUGAUCGCGUUUACACACAUUCGUAUCCGCUCAUAGUCUUACAUUCCGAUGGGGUGAAGAAGAUGGGAGAGAUUCAAUUGGCUGUGAGGUUUACUUACUCAUCUUUGUACAAUAUGCUCCAAUUGUAUGCACAGCCCCUUUUGCCAAAAAUGCAUUAUCUUCGCCCACUGUCGGUUUUUCAGCAAGAUAGCUUAAGACACCAGGCAACUCAAAUCAUCACAAUGAGGAUGAGCCGGGCUGAGCCUCCAUUGAGAAAAGAGGUUGUUGAGUACAUGCUCGACGUAGGCUCACACAUGUGGAGUAUGCGAAAAAGCAAAGCCAAUAUUUGUAGGAUUAUCGACGUUUUGUCUGGCCUUGCUACAGUUAAUAGAUGGUUUGAUGAGAUACGCUUGUGGAAAAACCCUUUCAUGACGGUGUUCAUCCACAUAUGGUGCUUGAUAAUAAUCAUCUACCCAAAAAUGAUUUUCACUACAAUUUUACUAUCUCUUUUUUUGGUGGGGCUUUUGAACUAUAGGAAGAGGCCGAGACACCCUCCUCACAUGGACGCGAGGCUCUCUCACGCUGAUACAGCGACUGUUGAUGAAUUAGAUGAAGAGUUUGAUUCAUUUCCGUCUUCUAGGCAAGCUGAUGUUUUGAAGACGAGGUACGACAGGUUGAGAUGUAUUGCAGCAAGGAUGCAGACAGUGGUUGGGGAUUUGGCAACUCAAGGGGAGAGGUUUCAUUCUUUGCUGAGCUGGCGUGAUCCGAGAGCCACAGCUCUGUUUAUGAUAUCCUGUUUGGUUGCAGCUGUGGUGCUUUGGUUCACUCCCAUCCAAGGGCUAUGUGUUCUUUUGGUAUUAUAUGUUUUGAGGCAUCCAAGGUUUCGUGAUAAGCUCCAUUCGUCGCCUUUUAACUUCUUCAGAAGAUUGCCUACAAAAGCAGAUAGCUUGUUGUGAGGUUCUCAUGUUUUGGUAAAGUAAAUGGCCCGGUAUGGAUCAUUUUUGUUUUAUUGCAGUUUGACAUUUGUGUUUUGCACUAAUCUUAUAUGUUAUGAUGAACCUGUUCUUCU
Messenger RNA from Camellia sinensis, 3395 nucleotides. RefSeq names its product FT-interacting protein 3-like. Lineage: Eukaryota; Viridiplantae; Streptophyta; Magnoliopsida; Ericales; Theaceae. The record is from RefSeq and is a predicted model, not a curated record.